Molecule: messenger RNA, 441 nt
Organism: Lachancea meyersii CBS 8951
Lineage: Eukaryota; Fungi; Ascomycota; Saccharomycetes; Saccharomycetales; Saccharomycetaceae
Source: the annotation of a GenBank genome assembly
AUGAGCGAACAGUCUGCUGAGACGUCCGCCGCUCGGUUUGUAAGGCAGUUUCAAGAGGAAGAUUUGGCAGAAAACCCAGAUUACGCCCUUUUAAAGCACACGAAAGCACAUCUUCAAAACCGGCAGCUGCGGAAAAAGUACCUUGUAAAACAGCUGCAGCUGCUCUACGCACAGCUCGACAAGACUCGCAACUACCAGGAGUUUGUGGACACCUUGAUGGGGAGUCGACAGCUGCUGAGCGAGAUCUUCGCACUGGAAAAGCAUAAGGAGCGUUCGUCUGUCGUGACACCCGUCAUCCGCAACGGCGCGCGCAGCAGCGAUUUGGUGGCUCCCAGUGUGAAUUGGAGCCACUAUGGCAUCGAUGUGGAGGAGUAUCUACUAGCAAGCGACGCGAGUCGCGAUUUGGUCCACCAGAGCGGUUGGGUCUUUCACGACAUGUAA